Molecule: messenger RNA, 6161 nt
Organism: Pungitius pungitius (ninespine stickleback)
Lineage: Eukaryota; Metazoa; Chordata; Actinopteri; Perciformes; Gasterosteidae
Product: coiled-coil domain-containing protein 85A-like
Exons: 4
Coding region: 502-1836 (444 amino acids)
Source: RefSeq, a predicted model, not a curated record
AGAGGAACGAUCGACGGAGCGAGGGGGAACAGGGAGUAUCUUCUCCACAUGAACGCGCUUCAUCUCACUGGCCAUGCACCUGCAACCUGAUCUUGCAGCCCUCCCCCUCUUUCUCCCGUCCUCUUCCCGGGCGGUCGGACAGCGCAGGUAGUGCGCACAGAGCGGCGGCGGCAGUGCGCAAAAGGCGGCCGGCCGGCAUGCGCCUGGAGAGAAAGCGCCCCGCGAAGCGGAAGGUUGAGCCGGAGACGCAGCAGCAGCAUGCAGACUGACGCUGUAACUGCGGGGACAUAGCAGCAGGACCACCUGGAGCCGCAACAUGGGCGUGGGAGAAAGCGAUGUGAUUCCACGGGCAUAGCAAGGGUGGGUGGGGUGGGGUAGGGUCGGGGACCCGAGCAGCGUUUUGGAUCAGAAUUAUCCCGGGAGGAUUUGUUAGGCGGAUUUGUUUGGUGUUUUGUUCACGGGGAUUCACCAGAUACAGGACUGUCUGGUGUAGUUAAAAAGAUGGAGAAACCGGCGGAGGACAUUUCCAAAAUGAGCGACGAGGAGCUGCUGAAGUGGGGCAAAGAGGAGCUGGUGCGGUGGCUGCGGAGGGCGGAGGCGGGGAAGAGGAGCGCCAUCAUGGACCACGGCAAUCUGAUGCGGGAGGUGAACCGGAGACUCCAGCAGCACCUGAACGAGAUCCGGAGUUUAAAGGACGUGAACCAGAAACUGCAGGAGGACAACCAAGAGCUGCGGGACCUGUGCUGCUUCCUGGACGAUGACCGGCAGAAGGGGAAGCGGGUGUCGCGGGAGUGGCAGCGCCUGGGCCGCUACAGCGCCGGCCUGAUGAGGAAGGACGUGUCCAUCUACCUGCAGAAGCUGAAGGAGUUGGAGCAGCGGCAGGUAGAGGUCGUCCGUGAAAACCUGGAGCUCAAGGAAGUGUGCCUCAUGCUGGACGAGGAGCGAGCUGCGGCCAUUGUUGGAGGUGGAGGGGAAGGUGGCGGAGGGCACGGAGGUCCCGGACGUAGAAGCUCCUUUGACAGUCAGAGCAGCCAGUCUCAGCUGGGUGGGAGUUUACCGGCGCCUGGGCUGCUGCGGGACCUGGGCGAUGGGAGCAGCACCUCCAGCGCGGGGAGCACUGAUAGCCCGGACAACCCCCAUUUUAAACCCUCUCAUCUGGGUCUCUCAGCCAGCCCUGGAUCGAGGCGCGUCCCGUCAGAGCCCAACCACAAACUGGGAGACGUGUGUGAAUCCACGGGCAGGAGGCACAGCUCCACCCCAGAGUACAACACCUUCCCCCAGUCCUGCCGCGCCCGCGGGGGCUCCCUCACCAACCUGGACCCUCUUGGCCUGCUGGGCCGCAGCCCGGAGAAACAUAGCAAGUCCCCCACGAGGUUACCGUGCCACAACCACACCAAACCCUGCAGCUCCAACCUGCUAGCCCACAAACAGCCGUUGAUGUCGGGGCAGGCGGUCGGGGGCGUCGGGAAGGGCAAGUCUAGCCCAGAGCUAAAUCAGAGACACCGGCCGGUCAACAUGAUGGGGGUGGGAUGCGGGGGCCCCGAGGCCAAGAUGGCAGGUAUGGGGACCUCCGAGCAACUGAUGAAAGGGCAGAUGAUCGUGGGUAAUCAGGAGUCUAUACGGCACCACCACCACUUUCAGCACAGCCCUGGGCUGGAGCACGGCAAGGGAAGGUAUGGCAGCGUCUCCCACAGCAGGGACGGGGGUCAGGGGAGGACACCGGGAGAGGAGAUGGCCCCCCACCACCAGAGUCUGUACAACGCUCUGAUAUCGGCUGGUUGCUGCACCAACUCCUGUAGUAGCGUAAAGCUUUGGGACAGCUUUGAUGCCUCAUAACUCCAACAUGCCUUGUGACCAGAUGCUGCCCUCCCCCACCUCUCACAGAUUGAAGAAGGGAGGCAUAAACAGGGUGGAGGAACAAAUUAGAAAUUCAAGAAUCCAAGCAGCAAAGGGAGCGAAGAUUAGUGAAACAUGGCAACACUUGAAGAAUCCCUGCUUGCCCAGACUGCAUAUGCUGCUGCAUUUCUAGAAAAGACAGAGGGCUGAAUCCCUGCGUUGCCAAAUAUGAAAAGACAAAAACUCAUUCUACCUCUUUGGGAAGCCGGGGCCCGUGUGGGGCAGAACCUGUACAUGAACGAUUGAUACCUAGACGAUACACACCCCCUUCUCAUCACAGUCACAACACCAUUGAUUGGUUUUAAACUCAACAUGUGAUGAUGUCUGGAACUACUUUUGCAGACCCUGAAAUUCAAGCACAGAAGAAAACUCAUUUAAAAGAUAAUUAUCUUCUGUUACAAUUCUGGUUGUUUUGUAGCUUCAUUUAAAGAAGUAUCAUACUCAUCAUUGCUGUGACUUGGGAGCAGAGCAACAUCAAUACAACUGUCCUGACUGGGAGAGACACCAGAUGACAGACAAUCCGAGAGGUUGUUAGUAAAGCAGUUUGUGUCGAUAGAAAUCAUAGCACUCAAAACCUUUGUUCACUUAAUACAGCUGACAAAAAAAACUGUACUGACUCUGCCUGGCCACACUCUGGGUUGUGCUAGCGACUGAAGACCUGCCUUUACCUUUUACAAUUGCCUGCAUCAACACAGCAGUUACCAGCUCGGCUUGCAUUGACUUUCGUUUGAUGCAAAUAAGCUAACGAAGAGUUGCCAUAUUUGAAAGUAUGAAAAGCUUGUUUUAAAUCUUGUUGUCAAUCAUGUAGUUCUUUGGCAUUUACCAAGGUUGUUGUAACUUUAAGGCUCAACAAGAGUACAUAUAGCUGUGUGUGUGCGUGUGUAGUGAGAGGUGGGGGGGGGGGGGGGGGGUGCAAUUCAAAUAUGUCUGUUUGGGGAAGGAUAAAAGGUUUGCUAAUUUACUGCUCUUCGUUCAGCUUUUGUGUCAAGGUCUGUUCCUAUACCGGCAUUGUUAGAGUAUUCUAAACCUUGUGUCAGCAUUUAGCCAUAUACAUCAUGCUUUGUGUGUGUGUGUGAUAUGGAUAACACCAUAGAUUGAUAAAGGAUGUCUUGCGGUGGAGUAUAGAACGAAUAACAAUUUUCAACCGAUUGUGAAAGGUUUGGUUUGUUAUAAAACGUCAGAGAUGUAGUUAUGACACUGCCUACUUUUGAAUAAAUUUUCAGUUUGAUGUCGUAUGGUAAUACUUAUCCAUAAGUAUGCAGUGUCAUAAAUACAUCUCUGUACAGGGUGCGUAUUUCAACAUUUCUUGAUGAAUAUUUGUAAAGGAAAAUCUUGUACCUAUUUUAGAACUCUAUUUUUUAGAACAUAACAAUUAUUCGUAGUAUGUAUGCAGUGUCAUAACUACAUCUCUGAUGAACCAAACUGUUUGAUUAAUUGAGCAAGUUAUGGUUAUUUAAAGUAUACUCAUCACUACCAACACAAUGUUAUGGAAAGCGAGUACACCCUACCAAGAUGGCCGCUGAUGACAAGACAGCUAGCCUUUAUAUAUAUGUCUGUGGACAACACGUCUUGGGCAAUCCCUCACAGCAUGUUAAGCAGACAUGCAGGUUGAUAUAAAAUCAAAUAGAUCAGGAAAGGAUUGUCAGCUACUCUGGAUUUGGUGCUUUACGGCCUAAAAUGAACUUAUAAUUAUAUAAUAACAUCCUUGCUGUAACAGGUCUGAGCUCUGGGGAGGGGUUCCUGGAAUGAUGAUCACUGCAAGGUUGGUUGUGACAACAGAGUCCAGCAGCUUCACAUAAACCUACUUAUCUUAAGUGGGUCUAUGUGUGACCGCUGCGGUCCUGGAAUAAUGGUGGUAUGCAACAAGUAAUUGACCAGACACAAAUUAUACAAUUUUGAGCGAUUUAUUUGGCGUAAUGAGACUUAAAAAUCGGAAAAUAUAUGUUUUUAUUUCAUUGUAUUAAAUAUAAUCAUUAAAAAUACCAAUUAUAACCUAUGUGCUCCAAUGCUAACCAGAAAGAGAGAAAGCCACACUCAGGGCUGGCCAGUAGCGGCCACAACAACGAUGGAGGACUAAGGGGCUGGAAUAGAGCACUCACUACGCUCCGUGCCACACAUUCAUACACACCAAAUCAAGAAAAGAGGCAAACUGAAAAUGUACAAGUGGUGAAGGGAGGUGCAAAAUACCACGGCAUUCAAAAGGAGUGAUGGUGCAGCAGUGAGUAACUCUAUCACCAAAUCCCCCACCAUGAGGAGCCACGCCCGGACCAGACCCUGAGCAGGAAAAGACACAAUGAGCACAAGUACCCAAUCACAGGGUUCAAUAUAUUAAAAUCAACUAAGCACCAAACAAACACAGUAAAUAGUAAAUAAGUAAAUUAAGUAAAGAAACAACAAAAACGAAAUUAAAUGCCAAUUAGACCCAAAUAAAAAACUGCAAGGCACUCAGCGCCUGUAAGGACAAGAAAAGAGUUAACACAUGUAAUAAAUAUUCCUUCUCUACUUGUAAACUGGCAUUACCUAGUAUGACUACAAGAGAGCGGCUACGUCAUAGCAGACCGCCUCCUUUACACACGCAGCAGUCUGAGCCAGCGUCUAAAACACAAAAAGGAGAACUGAGAAUUCACUAAAAAAUGAGGAGCACAAACACACCUACCAGGCCUUCAGUAGUGAGAGGAAUACCCGCCCCAGGGACCACGAUUGGCGCAAGUGGCACAGGGAUGUAGCGUCAGUACGGGUGUCUGCUGUGUGUUUAUAUACGAGUGCUAAUGUAAUGGAAUGCGGAAGUCUACGUACCGGCUUGGGGGGGAAUUCCCUCUACGGCGGCUCAUUAGGGACAGACAACCCACCGGUUACAUAUGGAAUUAACAAAACAAAAAAAACGUAAGGUUAGCACAUGCUGUAGCCGAAGAUAAUGUAGCCUCCACAUCAGCUAUACAACCAAGCUAAUAUUGGCUAACUUAACUUUUCUCAACGAUUCAAAUGCAAAUGCUGAUAAAUAAAAUUGGGUGUCAAUGAAAGUGAAAUAAUUCACUGGUAACGCGGUUCAACAGAAAGAUAAGAUUACAGAUAUUAAAUUAUGUCACUCCAGAGUGUAACAUUAGCUGGAAGCGCCAUGCAUGCUGGUCACAUCCGGUUAACAAUUCACGUUAUCGGCCAAAUGUAAAUUCAACACAAAAUGGCUGAACAUGGUAAUGCUGACAGUGAUAAUAUCCACGUUACCUUGUUCUGUGAGCUAGAGGGGCAGGAUGAACUACGGGGUGGAGGAGCAGGUGGUGCUUGAUCAUCGUGGCCAAAACCAAGUAUGACUAAGGGGGGAUCGGGCCCAGAGUCGACUGCUAUCUGGCUUGGUCCACUUUGGUGCUUAGAUCAGAGUCUGUGACUACAUGAUGAAGUAGGCGGAGUUAGAGUCAACCAAAAAGGAAUAAAUACAGUAGAAUACCGCAACUUCAAACAGCUGUAAAAUAAUGUUUUCUUCCAAGUCAACUUUUGCAAUAUUUUACAGUAUUCAAGUGUAUUUACGAAUAACAGUAUAUUACUGUUGGAAAUUUCUCGGAAUUUUACAGCAAUUUGUUACAGUGUGUGAGCCAACACUGAAAUUCAGCUUUGAUCAUAGCUCAGAGAUCUAGCGCUCUUAGGUUGUUAAAAAGUACAAUUAUUGGAUUUAAAGAACAAUUGCUCCCAAAUAGUCAAACACUCCACAGCUUUUUUGACAGUGGAUACAUGUAUUUUUACUGAAAGCACAAAGCCACCAAAUCCAGAGUCAAGAUGGAAACACGUAAUGCAUAGAAAGACAGAACUUAGGUUUGGGUGAAAAAAUGUGUUUGUGAAAGGCCGCUUGGUUACGUCACAAUUAGGGGGAAGUCAGUUUUUGCUGGGGGGGAUUGUCUCUUUACUUGCGAUUAUUUUCACUGCCAGAUGAAAUGAUCAGGGCAUGUUGUCCAACUGACACUUGAUGCAUGGCUGUGUGAAAAACAUGGCUAUCUGUAAUGGCUCACACAAAUAUACACUUUGGCCUACACACAUCCACACACUGAAUACAUACUGUAUAACCCCUUCACCCCUCUUUUGUUUUUAGAUUUGGUAACCAGACAAGAUCUAUAUUAUAUCAAAGACAUUAUUGAUUUUCAAAGUCAAGACUAGUAUACCUAUAGUUUUAUGAAUCUAUAACAACAGUUAUCAUUUUUGACUUCUUGGGUAUUAUGUAACAAAUUUUAACCAGAGAAGUAUGUAUAAGCUAAUAAAGUUUCUUUAUGUUGAAUCCA